CACCGGCGUCCUGUGAAGGUUAUCACCGCCGCCGACCGAGCCCGAAACGUAACGGUUGCGAGACAAGAUGGCGACACUGUACCAAUCGUUUCUGCCGCGUUCUUCCUCCGCAACAUUGCCGCCUGGCUCAUUACGAUUUUCAACUGCACAAACAUCCCUUAACCAGCAACAGCAACAGCAACAGCAACAACAGCCAUCCGCAUCUACGUCCACACUGCUCCCCGCCAAGUCUUCAGCGGAUACCUCCGCUGACCAAAGUGCUUCCUGGGCGUCAGCAGCAAGCAGCACCGUCAAAGGUAUCUUCAGUAGCGCCGCCAAGCGCUUUUCACUGUCGCCUCAGAAGAGGGGUCAAGAGGACGGCGAUGCAAGGUGUGCAAAGGGUGAAACUUACGCCAUUGUCUCGCCACUCUCCAAAGGAGAAAGCGCGUCUGUCCCACUCGUAUCCACGCCGCCGCUCUCCCCGCUUCGACGCCAGGUUCUGACGCCACACUCAUCCCCCUCUUACCCGAGCCCUCUGAAAGCAUAUUCACAAGAUGCCUCAGUCAAAGAUUCGGCAGCGCUUAGUCCAGCACGAUCGGGAUCUAGCGGCACGCCUUCGCCACCGAAGAAGAAAAGGACCGAACUAGAUCUGCAGCAACUCCAACUCCCUUCGCCAGAAAAACUGCAAGCCCCCAAUUCCAGCGCAAGCGCUGCUGGCUCGAUCGUUCUCAAGAAGCGCCGCUUGGAGGACGCGGAUAUUUCGUGGAUAUCCACGUCAGAGCGUGCCGCGGACGAGGUUGAGCACAUCUCUUCGCCUCCGGGCGCAACCAGCAUCGAUGAGGAGGAAGCUGCUGAAGAGCUCGUGCCCAAGAAGCCGACGAGUCAAAAGAUGGACCGGUUCGGCAACCCGCUGCUCUGCAUGCCACAUGCUUCUAUCCGUUGUGCGCCGCGCGCACGCACGCUGCCGGCUCGUUCGAAAUGCCAGCGCGCUCUGCAGUUCGAUGAGGACGAGGACGAUCAGAGCGCCUCGUCUGACAAAGACGGCAGCAUCGAUGGCCAUGAAAAAUUUGCUCCGCGCAGCAAGAAGAACAGCCUUAUCAGUCAAUCUCGCAAGCGCAGGAGUGACCGUCAGCUUCCAUCAAUUGACGAAUCAGAAGAUCAGAGUGGAGGAAGCCAUGAGGGAACUGGUGGAGGGAGUGAUGGAGGGAGCGACGAGGAUGACGAAGAUGUCGACUUCCUUGCGCUCAUCAGGAAGAGGGCAGCGGCCCGAGUGGAAGCGCGCAAAGCAGCUGGGAUGGAGCCCGUGCUCGAUGCCGUCACAAGGACUGGGAUCACCAGCAACACUCGUACGCCGGAGCUUGGGGUCCUAGAUGACGGGCCCAUCAGCACCAGAGGAACGCGCAUUCGAAUGUCGGCUCUGGAAGCUCAAAAAGGCUUGUCAGGAACCCCCAGGAGUGCUCUGAUUGACAAGAAACCGAUGCUGCUUGCAGCACGGUCGAACUCGCCUGCGCGCGAUACACCCAGGAAGCCAAAGAAUAGAUUUCUGGAUAGGCUCUUAAAGAAGCGCCAGGAUGACCGCGCUCGCGGCACGAAUGCUGCUGCUCUUGAAGCGCUGUCCAAGCAAAUCAAAGCAGCCGAAGUGCUAGAGGAGGCAGAGCGCGGGCUUUUUUGGUCGGACGGCGAAACAGUCGAGGGGUGCUCGAAGGCCGGGGAGCGCUCCAGCGAUGUCGAGUGCGAAGCCUUCGACACCUGGGAGGAUAUGCGCGCGGGAUCCGAUAGCGAAAGUAGUAUUAGCUAUGAAACGAGUCCCAACAAGGCGGCACAGAGCAAAGCGCUGGGAUCGAGCCCAGUCAAUUUAGCUGAUGUGCCAAAGGGAAACGGAAAUGCGCAUGAGCUCGACCAUUUCCGCUCUCUUUUCAAUGAGAUAGCGGGAGAUGCUUCCAAAGGUGCCAUUGAAUCUAGAGAAUCAAGAGGGAAUACCAGAGGAAGCAAGUCAAAAGACAAGGAUGUGAUGGAUACACGCGUUGAUGUUGUCGAUAUUGUCGAGGCAGAUCGCGCUCAAAACACCAAGCAGGACGAGGCCAAUGCCAAGGCCAAGCAGUUACGCAAAGACACGUGGUUUUGGCUGCAAGAACACAUCGCAGUACCCAAUGUCUCGGUCGCAACACCUUGGUCAGCGCCGACUGGUUCCAAAAUUCUUGAUGCGGCAACCCUAGCAUCCAAGUCACCAGUCGCUUUGCAUGCAUUUUUUGAAGCAGGUAUUCUCCACAAUUUUAUCGGUCACCUCAUCGUGAACGAGUGUGUCGCAUCACACAUCGCGAGUUGGCUUGCCGACCUCGCGAUCUAUUCUGACUUCCAUGAAGCAGCGCUAUCGACCAUUGCUUGCGCAAUUUCCGAAAUCGCCCACCCCUUCCAUGCUCGGGCCUUUGCCACAGCCCUAUUCGAACGCAUCGCGCGCUCUUUUUCGAUGCUAGGAGCGCGCCCUCUCGUGCUUAAGACCUGCCUAGACGAGAAGGCUAGGAGUCUGCCUCCUCCCACGAAAAUGGCUGCUCAGCGGUACACUGGAACGGCAACACUGUCGACAGAAUCGCAAAACCUGCUUCACCUUGCUGGUAAGCUGAACGAUGCAAAAACAUGCACUCCGAUGAAGAGAAGCACACGACUACGACUCACGGGCAGGCUCCUGGAUGUCUUUGACCUUCUCGCACAGUUUGAUCAACUGAGCCUAACGCCGAAAGGCGUUCUGAAACAAAAGGAUCGUGCCAGCGCUGCGAUGCUAGUAUACUGGCUCGGACUGGAUUCCUUGGAAGGGCAGCAGACUCGGAGUCGAGCGCUCGCUUUGAAACUUUUUGGAGGUCCUGUCCUUCCAAGUACAGCUCGGGACGCCUCACUAUUUCCGUCGCUUGACACGGACGGUCAGGCCUCCAUCGCGAGGAAGUUAGUUGAACUGCUCAAAGACAAGCCAUUCUCACAUGUCCGACACUGGCUGGAGCACUUACCAGCUGAGAGCCCAAGCUCUCGGAACAUUUCAAGAUGGGUCGCAGCCUCUUGCCUAGUGCACCGGCACAGCCCAGCCAUGGCGCAACGAUCUUUCGAAGUUAUCGAGCAGGCGUUACCGGCAGUUCUGAAAGCUAUCGAUCAUGAAGACCCAGCUAAUCCGUUUCACAUCACCCAAGACACAGACUUCACAGAGUUGGAAUCCGCGCCCAUCGUCGUUCUUUACGCUCUUAGUGACUUUGCUCUGCAGAUGUGCUUGAAAAACGCGACCGCCGCCUCAGAUGUGUUAGAUGAUGGAGCGGCGGACAACUGCCGCUUUGCCACCAGCGAGACAGCAAUGACAACGAGGUUGUGGACGCCGCCGAACCCCCGAUCGGCGGUUGGUCAAGCUUUGGACUGCUUUGUCUGGCUCUACGGAAUGAGGCCUAAACAUGACAAAAUCCGGCUCUUCUUGUUGGAGGCGCUCGAAAACCGCUUGCGCGAAGCCUCGACUCGCAUUACAGACAGCAAGGGCCAGGCCAUCGCCAAAGGAAAGGCGCGCGAGAUGCUUGUCCGCGUGUCCCUCGCGUUACGCUAUAUGCAUUCACUUUAUGGUAAUCGCAAGUGCAAUGACAAGUUUGACUAUGACAACGGAGAUACCGACAUCACGGAUCAUUUCCGACCUCUCAUUUCAAGCUCCACGGCAGGUCCGUGA
Messenger RNA from Tilletiaria anomala UBC 951, 3670 nucleotides. RefSeq lists its product as uncharacterized. NCBI's taxonomy places the organism in Eukaryota, Fungi, Basidiomycota, Exobasidiomycetes, Georgefischeriales, Tilletiariaceae. Bases 68 to 3670 code for a protein of 1200 amino acids. The record is from RefSeq and is a predicted model, not a curated record. The transcript has 3 exons.